Molecule: messenger RNA, 3051 nt
Organism: Microthlaspi erraticum
Lineage: Eukaryota; Viridiplantae; Streptophyta; Magnoliopsida; Brassicales; Brassicaceae
Source: the annotation of a GenBank genome assembly
AUGGAUGACCUUGAGAAAGCAAUAGUAAUCAGCUUCGAAUCCGGCGCUGUGGAUUCGGCGUUACAGUCUCAGGCGGUCACUUAUUGUCAGCAAAUGAAAGAAACUCCAUCAAUUUGCAGUAUAUGUAUCGAAAAGCUCUGGUUCUCUAACCUCGUCCAAGUCCAAUUCUGGUGUUUGCAAACGCUUCAGGACGUUUUACGGGUCAAAUACGGAUCCAUGAGCUUGGACGAGCAGAGCUACGUGAGGAAAUCCGUCUUCUCCAUGGCGUGUUUGGAGGUUGUCGAUAACGAGAACGCGGUGAGGGUUGUGGAAGGACCGCCAUUUGUGAAGAACAAGCUCGCUCAGGUUCUGGUGACUCUGAUCUAUUUCGAGUACCCUUUGAUUUGGUCUUCCGUGUUCGUUGAUUUCAUGCGUCACCUGAGCAAAGGCGGCGUUGUGAUCGACAUGUUUUGCCGGGUUCUGAAUGCGUUGGAUGAUGAGUUGAUUAGCUUGGAUUACCCUCGAACGCCUGAGGAGAUCUCUGUGGCUGCUCGUGUCAAGGACGCGAUGAGGCAGCAAUGUGUGCCUCAGAUUGCUCGAGCUUGGUAUGACAUUGUGUCGCUGUACAGGAAUUCGGAUCCUGAGCUCUCUGCUACUGUGUUGGAUUGUAUGAGGAGAUUCGUCUCUUGGAUUGAUAUUGGUUUGGUGGCGAAUGAUGCGUUUGUUCCGCUACUGUUUGAGUUGAUUCUCUCUGAUGGAUUGUCUGAUCAAGUCCGUGGUGCAGCGGCUGGGUGCGUUUUGGCUAUGGUGUCUAAGCGGAUGGAUCCGCAGUCAAAGCUUCCCCUUUUGCAGACGCUUCAGAUAAGCCGUGUUUUUGGUUUGGUAUCGGAUGAUGUUGAUUCGGAGCUGGUGUCGAAAGUGUCUGCCUUGCUUACUGGCUAUGCUGUUGAGGUGUUAGAGUGCCAUAAGCGGUUGAAUUCGGAGGAGACGAAAGCACUCUCCAUGGAUUUGCUGAAUGAAGUUCUGCCAUCGGUUUUUUUUGUUAUGCGGAACUGUGAGGUUGAUUCUACUUUUAGCAUUGUUCAGUUUCUUCUUGGUUACGUUUCGACUCUUAAAGGUUUACCUGCGUUGAAGGAGAAGCAGCUGCUACACAUUACUCAGAUUCUUGAAGUGAUUAGAAUUCAGAUUUGUUAUGAUCCUGUGUAUCGUAAUAACCUUAAUGCGUUGGAUAAGAUUGGGUUGGAAGAGGAAGAUAGAAUGUCCGAGUUUAGAAAAGAUCUGUUUGUGUUGUUACGUACAGUGGGACGUGUUGCUCCUGAGGUUACUCAGCAUUUCAUCCGAAACUCUCUAGCGAAAGCUGUUGAGUCCUCGUCCGAGAGAAAUGUUGAGGAAGUAGAAGCUGCGCUCUCGCUUUUGUAUUCGCUUGGAGAGUCUAUGACGGAGGAGGCAAUGAAAUCAGGGUCUGGAUGCUUGAGUGAAUUGAUUCCGAUGCUCUUGACCACUCAGUUCCCUGGUCACUCUCAUAGACUAGUUGCAUUAGUGUACUUAGAAAACAUAACGAGGUACAUGAAGUUUAUUCAGGAAAAUUCGCAGUACAUUCCCAAUGUUCUUGGUGCUUUCCUUGAUGAAAGGGGUUUGCAUCACCAGAAUGUUCAUGUGAGCCGUAGAGCUUGUUACCUGUUCAUGAGAGUUGUGAAAUUGUUGAAAUCAAAGCUUGUUCCAUACAUUGACAAUAUCCUGCAGAAUCUCCAAGAUACGUUGUCUCAAUUGACGACUAUGAACUUUGCAUCAAGAGAACUGUCGGGAACUGAAGAUGGCAGUCACAUUUUCGAGGCCAUUGGAUUAAUAAUAGGGUUGGAGGAUGUCCCAGCUGAAAAGCAGUCUGAUUACCUGUCUUUACUGCUUACCCCUCUCUGUCAACAGAUUGAGAAUGGACUUGUGGAGGCAAAAGUUGCAAGUUCUGAAGACUUUCCUGUGAAAAUAGCUAAUAUCCAAUUCGCUAUUGUGGCAAUAAAUGCUCUCAGCAAGGGCUUCAGUGAACGUCUUGUUACUGCGAGCCGUCCUCGAAUUGGUCUCAUGUUUAAGCAGACACUAGAUGUGCUUCUAAGGAUUCUGAUUGAGUUUCCAAAGGUUGAGCCUCUGCGGAGUAAGGUCACAUCAUUCAUACACCGUAUGGUUGAUACCCUUGGAUCCUCUGUGUUUCCGUAUCUUCCCAAGGCUUUGGAACAGCUACUUGCAGACAGUGAGCCAAAGGAAAUGGUUGGUUUCUUGGUAUUACUCAAUCAGCUUAUCUGCAAGUUCAACAGUUCUCUCCGUGAAAUACUGGAAGAAGUAUAUCCUGUGGUUGCUGGUAGGAUUUUCAAUGUAAUUCCAAGAGAUGGGUUCCCUUCACGCCCUGGGGCUGUUACUGAGGAAAUGAGGGAAUUGAUAGAGCUUCAAAGGACGCUCUACACAUUUCUCCAUGUGAUAGCUACACACGAUCUCUCUUCUGUAUUCCUUACCCCUAAAAGUAGACCAUACCUAGAUCCGAUGAUGCAGCUGCUUUUGCACACUUCUUGUAAUCACAAGGAUAUUACCGUACGUAAGGCAUGCGUGCAGAUAUUUAUUAGGCUUAUUAAAGAUUGGUGUGCCAAGCCAUAUAGCGAGGAGAAGGUUCCAGGAUUUCAGAAUUUCAUGAUCGAAGCUUUUGCAACAAACUGCUGUUUGUACAGUGUACUCGACAAAUCCUUCGAGUUCAGUGAUGCGAAUACUCACGUCUUGUUCAGUGAAAUCAUCACGGCUCAGAAAGUGAUGUAUGAGAAAUUUGGUAAUGCAUUUCUCAUGCAUCUUAUGUCGAAAACUUUUCCAUCAGCACACUGUCCACAAGAUUUGGCGGAGCAGUAUUGCCAAAAGUUGCAGGGUAAUGAUAUUCGUUGCCUCAAGUCAUACUACCAGUCCCUCAUAGAGAGUCUCAGGCUUCAACAAAACGGGAGUCAUGUCAAUUCUUCUGCGAGCUACCACUGUGAACUCUUUGAGGUUUCUCCCGAUGUAAAUAGGAUUGUCAAUGUCUACUUCAGAGGCAACAAGUUGUAA